Molecule: messenger RNA, 2562 nt
Organism: Triticum dicoccoides
Lineage: Eukaryota; Viridiplantae; Streptophyta; Magnoliopsida; Poales; Poaceae
Product: probable cyclic nucleotide-gated ion channel 14
Exons: 7
Coding region: 243-2363 (706 amino acids)
Biological process (GO): transmembrane transport; monoatomic ion transport
Cellular component (GO): membrane
Molecular function (GO): monoatomic ion channel activity
Source: RefSeq, a predicted model, not a curated record
CCGUCGUCUGGUCCGCGCGGUCCAAGCCCCCCUCUCCCGGAAAGAAAAAUAAAAGGAAGCAACUGCAAAGGGAGCGGCCUUUCUCCGCCGAAUCGCCGGACCCGCGCGCGCGAGCUCGUCCUGGCAUGCUGCCGAUCCGCGGCCGGCAGCAGCACCAGCAGCAGCUUCGCCGCUCCCCCCUCCCCUGACCGGCCUUGGCUCGGCCAGGCGCGAGAUUCGGGGGAGGAGCGGCGGCGGCCGCCAUGUUUGGGUCCAGGGCCCAGGAUGGGGUGGAGAUGCAGCAGCGGCGGACGACCAACAGGAUCUUUCCCGACGAGAGGCAAGACCAAUCCAAGAUGCCGUUUCAAGCCGGACGGGUCGACAGGUUCGCUGCCAACAGGAUAGAUCCAAAGACCCUUGAGAAGCUCAAAUUGAUGAACGAGGGCAACGUACCGUGGCACAGUCGCAUCCUGGACCCCAGAAGCAGCGUGCUGCUGACAUGGAACAGGGUGUACCUGGUUGCCUGUCUCUUCGCCCUCUUCAUCGACCCUUUCUUCUACUACCUGCCGUUUGUCAGAGUGAUGGACAAAAGCACUGGUGUUUCGUGUGUUGCCGAGGACCAACGAUUGAGAAAUACUAUGACCGUUCUGCGGACACUCGCUGACUUGUUUUAUGUGCUCAACAUUGCGAUCAAGUUCCAUACCGCAUAUGUAGACCCAAAGUCCAGAGUCCUUGGGAAGGGAGAGCUUGUUGUGGAUCUAAAGAAGAUUCAAAGAAGAUAUGCAAGAUCAGAUCUCUGUAUAGACAUACUUGCAGCCAUACCACUUCCACAGGUUACUGUUUGGUUAAUCAUGCCUGGGAUUAAACGCUCAGAUUAUAAUAUCCAAAAUACUACAUAUGCUGUUAUUAUUUUGGUUCAGUAUGUCUUAAGAAUGUAUCUCAUUGUACCUUUAAGCAAUCAAAUCAUCAAAGCUGCCGGAGUAGUUGCAAAGUCAGCCUGGGGAGGAGCAGCAUACAAUCUUCUGCUCUACAUGCUUGCAAGCCAUAUUACUGGGGCAAUAUACUAUCUUCUCUCCAUUGAACGGCAGAUUACAUGUUGGAAUCAGCAGUGCCUUGCUGAGUCUAGCAAUAUGUCUUGUAACAUUGGGUUUAUAAGUUGUGAGAAUACUGGUUUGAACAGUUAUCGUGAGUGGCAAAGUAAAACGCAGAUAUUUAACAACUGUGAUGCCACUGCUGAUCCUCCAAAAUUUAAUUACGGAAUGUUCUCGAGUGCAUUGACUAAGCGUGCUGUCUCAACUUCAUUCCAAGAGAAGUACUUCUAUUGUCUGUGGUGGGGUUUGUUGCAACUUAGUUCAAGCGGAAAUCCUCUUCAAACAAGUGCAUUCAUUGUAGAGAACAUAUUUGCUAUAGCAAUUGGUGCUAUCAGUCUCAUACUCUUUGCUCAGCUGAUUGGCAAAAUGCAGACAUACUUGCAAUCUGUUAGCAAAAGGCUCGAAGAGUGGAGGCUGAGGCAACGGGACAUGGAGGAGUGGAUGAGACAUCACCGGCUCCCACCCGACCUUCAAGAACGUGUCCAGCGGUUUGUUCAAGUUAAAUGGCUUGCAACGCGUGGAGUGGAAGAAGAAUCCAUCUUGCAAGCUUUGCCGGCUGACAUACGUCGGGAUGUACAGCGCCAUCUUUGUUUGGAUCUUGUUCGACGCGUCCCUUUCUUCGCCGAGAUGGACGAUCAGCUCCUGGACGCCAUCUGCGAGCGUCUGGUGUCGUUCCUGUGCCCGGAGGGUACGUACAUCUCCCGCGAGGGCGACCCUGUGAGCGAGAUGCUCUUCAUCAUCCGCGGCAAGCUGGAGAGCUCCACGACCAACGGAGGCCGGAGCAACUUCUUCAACUCCAUCCUCCUGCGCCCCGGUGAAUUCGCCGGCGAGGAGCUGCUCACCUGGGCCCUGCUGCCCAAGACCAACAUCCACUUCCCGCUCUCCACGAGGACCGUCCGGAGCCUGACGGAGGUGGAGGCCUUCGCGCUGCGCGCCGAGGACCUCAAGUUCGUGGCGAACCAGUUCCGGCGGCUCCACAGCAAGAAGCUCCAGCACACGUUCCGGUUCUACUCCCACCACUGGAGGACGUGGGGCGCCUGCUUCAUCCAGGCGGCGUGGCGGCAGCACCAGCGGAGGAAGCUGUCGGAGAGCCUCAGCCGGUGGGAGUCCUACUCGUGGUGGUCCGAGGAGCACCCGGCCGCCGACAAGCCCAAGCAGGAGGGCACCUCCAGGACCGCCGCCGAGAUGCACAAGUUCGCCUCCGCGUCCAGGAGGUUCCGUGCCGACGACACCAUGAUCCGCAGGCUGCAGAAGCCCGACGAGCCCGACUUCUCCGCCGACCAUUUCGACUGAAGCCAUCAUCUCGCUCUCCGAUGCGUGACACAUAUUGUUGUUCCCAAUACCUGUUUUUGUUGUAAAUCUAGUACAGUACAUAAGAAGAAAUGUUGGAGUUUUCAGUGCCAUAGAUCAUCCAUAUACUACCCUACUAAUGUAUAACACACAUCCCUUCGUGUAUGUCACUGUAACAAUAUGAACUUGAGUUCUGAAUGGA